This is a messenger RNA of Peronospora matthiolae, 1107 nucleotides long. The record is from the annotation of a GenBank genome assembly. Lineage: Eukaryota; Oomycota; Peronosporomycetes; Peronosporales; Peronosporaceae.
AUGAGUGACGACUAUAAGGAGCCUUCACGGGCUAUUUUCGUGCAGCACGACCUGCGCCACUUCGUGGGAUCCCCAGCUCAGCAGAUGAUCUUGGUCUUCAUCAAGCACCUGAACGAAAGCGUGAAGGGAAAACGCAUUUCCAGCGACAUUGAAGUGUCUCCGAACGUGCAAAAGGCUGUGGACCUCGUGCGCGAAAUUGACUCGUGGAUUGACGACAUUCCACCUAUUCAGCAGCCGAUGCGCUUUGGCAACCGAGCGUUUCGCACGUUCCACGAUCGUGUGCUUGAGAGGACACGUGAGAUGCAGGAAAAGGCGUUGCCAGAGGAGCAGCGGGGCGCUGUCAUUGAAUUGGCGGCAUAUCUCGAGGACUCGUUUGGGAACCGUGUUCGGAUCGACUAUGGCACUGGUCACGAAACGAGCUUUAUUGUGUGGAUGUGUUGUCUGCACAAGAUUGGCUUUUUCAAACAGUCGGACUUCCCAGCACUUGUGCUGCGGCUGUUCAAUUCGUACCUGGCAUUGAUGCGCCGUCUGCAGAAGCAGUAUAUGCUGGAGCCAGCAGGCUCUCAUGGUGUCUGGGGACUGGAUGACUACCACUGCCUGCCAUUCUACUUCGGGUCUGCCCAGCUCAUUGGACAGCACGAGAUAUUGCCUGAAAGUGUGCACGACGACAGUGUGCUCGAGACGAAUAGCCACAAGUACUUAUACCUUGACGCGAUCAAGUUUAUUAAGGAAGUGAAGGCAGGUUCACCCUUUGCAGAAACAUCUCCGAUGUUGAACGACAUCAGUGCGCUGCCAUCGUGGGAGAAGACGAACAAAGGGAUGCUAAAGCUGUACGAAGGCGAAGUGUUGAAGAAGUUGCCAGUCAUCCAGCAUUUACGGUUCGGUACGCUUUUCCCUUGCACGUGGACUCCGAGUCACGAAGCCGACGACGGAUCGACGUAUACUCCUGUGAGCUCGCACCCAGGCACGAGUGUCCGUGCUCCUCCUACCUUUUGUCCUGAAGAUGUGUCGACCAAAGCGCCAUGGGCUACCGCCGAAACGGCGGCAGCUGCGAAGGACACUUCGAUGCCGCCCUCGCGUCGAGCCGAACAGACACUGGACAAGUAA